This is a messenger RNA of Aureobasidium uvarum, 819 nucleotides long. NCBI's taxonomy places the organism in Eukaryota, Fungi, Ascomycota, Dothideomycetes, Dothideales, Saccotheciaceae. The record is from the annotation of a GenBank genome assembly.
AUGGCAACCAUGGAAGCAAAAGACAUUGAAGAGCGCGGUAAACAGCUGGCCAAGGCAGCAUCGGGCGGCGACCCUCCAGCAACCCUGCUAGCCCUUCUGGACGGUCUCAAGGCAUGGACAGCGACCGAGAAGCUGCUGCGCCAGACAAAGAUUGGUGUGCACGUCAACAAGCUGCGCCAGAACAGCGAUGCCCAAGUAGCCCGCACCGCCGCCACCCUGGUCAACAAGUGGAAGACGGACGUCAAGAGGUCUCCUGCCACAGCUGCCUCGAGCGGCACAAACUCGCCUGCUCCUGCAAAAUCCUCGCCCGCUCCCGCUGCCAACAAGCCAAAGUCUGAACCUCAUGGCGAUCCUGAAAAGCGCAACAGUGUGUCGGACAAGGUCGACUGUGGAGUCACUGGGAACCAGACUCGCGACGCCUGCAUCAAGCUGAUGUACGAUGGCUUGGCCUUCAUGUCGUCUGAUGGUAUCCACCGCCGCCCACCGACUCUCUUGAUCCUCCCCGAAUACCGCCAGCGCAUACGAUCACUCUACCAAAAUCUUAAAAACAAGGGCAAUCCAAAGCUCCGUAGUCAGGUGCUGUCUGGCUUCAUCAAGCCCGAUCGCUUUGUGCGCAUGACCCACCAGGAAUUGAAGAGCGACGAACAGCGUGCCGAGGACGAGAGACUGCAAAAGGAAAACAUGGACAAGGCCAUGGUCGCCCAGGCAGAGAGGAGUAUCAGUGCCAGCUUGACCUGCGGCAAGUGCGGUCAGAAGAAGGUCAGUUACAGCCAGGCCCAGACCAGAUCUGCCGAUGAACCUAUGACUACAUUUUGCGAA